AAUAAUUCCAGGAAGCAGCGCCUUUACGCAUGGAUAAUCCGCAGCGCGCGAGCUCAGCCUCCAUUUUAUGAGCCAGACAGAAAACUGCUUUCGGUUUCAAAACACACUUCAUAACGCUUCCUUCUGUACGAUAAUAACCGCUGCUCUAUUACAACUCUCCGGGGUGAUCCGAAAUGCAGCCUGAAUCGCAGAGCUAACCGAACCGAACCGAACCAUCAUGAGUUUUUAGUCAAGCUUGAUUAAGAGCAAUGAGAAAGUGCAGCCCUUGGAUGUUUCUUCCUGUUAUGUUUUCAUUCUUCACAUCAGCAGGCUUAUGGGUUGUCUAUUUUAUAGCAGUGGAGGAUGACAAAAUCACACCACUGAACUCUCAAUAUAACAGAUCUGUUUCAAAGUCUCCCCCAUAUAUAAGCAUUGCAGGCGAUGCUCCACCGGCCAGCUGUGUUUUUAGUCAGGUCAUGAACAUGGCAGCUUUUGUGGGUUUCAUCCUCGGGGUCCUCAGAUACUUGCAACUGAAGCCAAGAGUGCGUAAACCCUGGCUCAACAUCAUCAGUUUGGUAGCUUUCUCCCUAGCCUGCUUUGGUUUGACCUUGGUUGGGAAUUUCCAGUUGUCAAAUGAUAAGGAACUCCACAAUAUUGGGACAUACAUGACCUUCUGCUUGGGCACGUUGUUUUGUUGGGUCCAGUCAUACAUGACUCUGAAGGUCAACUUGAGGAAUGAAGGCAGACGAGCUGGUAUACCUCGCUUCCUGCUGUCUGGAGCAGUCACUUUCUGCAUGCUGCUUUAUUUCACUCUAUUGGCCCAGCGUCUGCACAUGUACGCUGCUCGGGCGCAGUGGGCGCUGGCUAUGUUCUUCUUGGCCUUCCUGGGCACAUUUGCUAUCGAGUUCCGUCACCACCACUUCGAAAUCGUGUGCAGCGAUGACCAAGAGCCUCCAGUGAGCCUGUCAGAGACCUUCUCGGAGGUUUCCGAGUACCAAUCAGACCAGCUGUAGUACUCUUCCGGUUCUGUAGCAGAAUUACUACAAACUUCCAUCACAUACUCAAUUCAAUAAUACUAAUAAUGCAUGUCUGUUAAAUGUCUCUCUGGAGUUGGUCUGUGUGUGCAGAAGUGUGUUGCUUUCUCAAUAAGGUGGACGACAACAACAACAAAAAAGAGAAGCACAAACAGAGCCAGAGCAAGUUUUUGUAUUGCAAGUGCCAUGAGGUGUUUUACACGGAAAGUGUGUAUAGCUACUGUAGAUACAUGUUAUUAGACAAUAGACGACAUUUGUAUCACUCUGAAAGCUAAAUAUGCGUCGAUUCAAAAAGUAGGUCCACGUCUGAAGUUUUGUUAUGAGUACAGUUUUAAAAAAUUAGUACUUUGCACAUUUUUAUAUCGAGAUCAAAAGAAAUAAAGUAAAAAUU
This is a messenger RNA of Silurus meridionalis, 1404 nucleotides long. RefSeq names its product transmembrane protein 150C (gene tmem150c). Bases 249 to 992 code for a protein of 247 amino acids. The record is from RefSeq and is a predicted model, not a curated record. NCBI's taxonomy places the organism in Eukaryota, Metazoa, Chordata, Actinopteri, Siluriformes, Siluridae. The transcript is spliced from 8 exons.